This is a messenger RNA of Epinephelus moara (kelp grouper), 1855 nucleotides long. RefSeq names its product gamma-aminobutyric acid type A receptor subunit gamma1 (gene gabrg1). NCBI's taxonomy places the organism in Eukaryota, Metazoa, Chordata, Actinopteri, Perciformes, Serranidae. Bases 133 to 1518 code for a protein of 461 amino acids. The record is from RefSeq and is a predicted model, not a curated record. Gene Ontology annotation, molecular function: GABA-A receptor activity; benzodiazepine receptor activity; inhibitory extracellular ligand-gated monoatomic ion channel activity. Gene Ontology annotation, biological process: synaptic transmission, GABAergic; nervous system process; regulation of postsynaptic membrane potential. Gene Ontology annotation, cellular component: GABA-A receptor complex; synapse; dendrite membrane. The transcript has 9 exons.
CUGCCGUCGCUACUAUUAAACCCCAUCGGCUGCAUUUAGACGCGACCCGACGACAGAAAACUCCGAUUUCUUCCACUGUUUCUUUUUCUCCGUGGACACUGUUGAGUUGGUCCGCCAGCUGUGGAGCAGAGAAUGAAGUGGCGUUUCGUCAGAGCUGUGCAGGACAAAGCCAUGAACCCCUGGCUGCUUCUGGCUCUCCUUGGACUCUGUGCAGCCUUUGGGCCCAGUAAACAAGAAGAAGAGGACUAUGAAGAUGUGCCCAUAAAUAAGACUUGGGUCUUAUCACCGAAGGUCUACGAGAGCGAUGUGACUUUGAUCCUAAAUAAACUGCUGCUGGGCUACGACAACAAACUGCGGCCUGACAUCGGAGUGAGGCCGACAGUGAUUGAAACAGCCGUGUAUGUCAACAGCAUCGGACCAGUCGACCCCAUCAACAUGGAAUACACCAUUGACAUCUUUUUUGCCCAGACGUGGUAUGACAGCCGACUGAAGUUCAACAGCUCGAUGAAGCUGCUCAUGCUAAACAGUAACAUGGUAGGCAAAAUCUGGAUUCCGGACACAUUCUUCAGGAAUUCCCGCAAAUCGGAUGCCCACUGGAUCACCACUCCCAACCGCCUCCUGAGACUGUGGAGCAAUGGCAGAGUCAUGUACACACUGAGGUUGACUAUUAAUGCGGAGUGUUACCUUAAGCUGCAUAACUUUCCAAUGGAUGAGCACUCGUGUCCACUGGAGUUUUCAAGCUAUGGUUAUCCCAAGAAUGAGAUCAUGUACCGGUGGCAGAGACGGGCAGUGGAGGUGGCAGACCAGCGGUACUGGAGACUCUACCAGUUUGCCUUUGUAGGGUUAAGGAACAGCUCUGAUGUGGCGCACACCCAGUCAGGCGAAUACGUAAUCAUGACAAUCUUUUUUGACCUGAGUCGGAGAAUGGGCUACUUUACCAUCCAGACCUACAUUCCCUGCAGUAUGAUCGUGGUCUUGUCCUGGGUUUCUUUCUGGAUCAACAAGGAUGCUGUCCCAGCCCGCACAUCUCUAGGUAUCACCACAGUGCUCACGAUGACAACUCUAAGCACCAUCUCCAGGAAGUCCCUGCCUAAGGUUUCAUAUGUUACUGCCAUGGACCUGUUUGUCUCUGUCUGCUUCAUUUUCACUUUCGCUGCCCUCAUGGAGUACGGCACUCUGCACUACUUCACCAGCAACAGACAGACCAAGAAAUCUAAAGCCAACAAUAACACACAGCAGAGAGCAUCGAGCAUGGUGAAUAUCCGACCUGGUACAUCCCUGCUGCAGAUGAACAACAUCGUGCCCUAUCACGAGGAGGGUGACUAUGCUUACGAGUGCUUGGAUGGAAAAGACUGCGCCAGCUUCUUCUGCUGCUUUGAUGACUGCCGCUCAGGUGCCUGGCGUGAAAACAGGAUGCAUGUGCGGGUUUCCAAGAUUGAUUCUUACUCAAGAAUAUUCUUCCCCACUGCUUUUGGCCUUUUCAAUCUGGUUUAUUGGAUAGGUUAUCUGUAUCUAUAAAACAAGUACCUCAAAAAAGGACGACUGGAGUUUAACGUCUGCAAGCAUUUCACAGUAGCAUAGCUGCUCUUGUAGCAUUGGAAAUAAUAGCUACUUAGCAAAUAAUAAACUAAAUUAAAAUCUAAAGCCAAAUUAUGAAUGACAGUGCCUUGUUUUUUCCUGCGCUAAAAAAUGAGGCAUCGCAAAUGAGUGAGAGUCACACCGUCCCUCAAUCUGCCCAACUCCUUGUUCCAGGGCAAGACAGGUCAACAGCUACCUUUUAAUAUGCCAUUAAGUACAGUAUGAAUAUUCUUUGUCCCCUGUGGAUAAUCCUUAAUCAUUAUAGUGACCCAUUGAC